This is a messenger RNA of Linum trigynum, 2951 nucleotides long. NCBI's taxonomy places the organism in Eukaryota, Viridiplantae, Streptophyta, Magnoliopsida, Malpighiales, Linaceae. The record is from the annotation of a GenBank genome assembly.
CUCGCACGUGACAUGCGCCUGACUGAAAGAAAAAACGGAGUUUACCUCAGCGCCGAAAACGCAAUGACGUUGUCUCCCAAGAAAUACAUUAUUCUCAAUCUUCCACCGUCCGAUCUCCUUCCACGUCAUCGAUCCGUGUCGUCCCGCGUCUGGACGGCUGGGAUCGAAGUUGCAGAAGCUACUGGUUCAACGAACGAGCAAGCUCGUCUCUUCCCCGACCUGCACCCUUCUUCCCCUUUUGCGCUCUCCAAUCCUAGUUAUUUCAGUUGAUAAUUUUAUCUCCAAUAAAGAUAGGAACUCCCUUCCAGUUGUUCGAUUCUCCCAUCUCUCUCUCUCUCUGAUCUUUCCCGUUUCAACAUGAAAUUCACCGAGCUGGAAGGAGUAAUUUUGAAGGAGGUUGAGUCCGAGGAGGAGCUGAUGAUUCCGGCGGUCGACGACGGCGAGGCGGAGGAACAAGCCGCCGUUGUUGAUGAGGACGAUGAUGUCGAGGAUGAUGACGGCGAAGACGACGAUGACGAUGAGGACGACGAAGAUGAAGAAGACGACGACGAUGAUGAGGGCGUUGACGACGAGGAUUCCGAGCAGGCCUUGCCGUCUUCUGACCCUCCUGUCGUCCACAGCGUCGGCGACGAGGACGAUGAGGAAGAUGAGGACGACGACGAAGAUGAAGGUGGAGACGAUGAUGACGACGAUGACGAUGACGACGAUGAUGAGGACGAGCAAGGAGAGAAGGAUCUGACUACCGAUUACCUCCUCCGACCGGUGGGGCGCCCAGAAGAAGAGGAAGAUGCAAGUGAUUUUGAACCUGAAGAGAAUGGCGAGGCUGAGGACGAGGAAGUCGAUGAGGACGAUGAAGAAUUGGGCAAAUCAGCUGGUUCAACGAAGAGGAAGAGGGCGAGCAAGGAUGAAACCGAUGACGAUGAUGACGACGACGACAACGAUGAUGAUGGUGGGGAGGACGACGUGAGGCCAUCAAAGCGAUGAUAUAAAACCGUGGUUUCUUGUGUUGAUGUAUUAAUUUUAGGGUUGUGACCAAAGUUUAACUCUUUCUUAGGGGUUAUUCUCUUGUGCUGAAAUGGACUUGGUAUAAAGGGGACUUACUGUGGCUGUUAGAAUGGCCACAUAUGUAACCCAAAUGCCUGACCAAGUUGUCAUCCGUGGCCUGUCACGGAGUAGUAGACUUGGUUGGUUAUGUUGUUGUAGCUUGUAGUUAGGGAUUUUAUUCAAGCUUUGUUUUCUUCAUCAUCUCUGAGCUCAAGCUUUGAAAUUUUCUUAGUUGCUUGACUUCACACCUCACCUCAUUCGCUCGAUUUGAAUAAUGGUGAUUGUUAUGGGACAUUAGUGAUGGCAACGGGGCGGGUGGGUACGGGCCGGGUCGAUCCAUUCUAACAUGUUGUUAAAAAAAUACAAGUAAAUUUUACUUUUUAAAAUAGAAAAUGUAGGGAAAAACACUUUAAGAAUGAAAAAUAUUGAUAAUAGAAUGAAUAAUUGAGCCUAACAAGUUGAAAGAUCGACUCUAACUAGUUGAAGAAAAGUCAAAAAUAGGAGAAAUAUGUAUAGAUAUUGUAAGAAAUUGAGAUAAAAUGUGUCUAGAACAGGGCGGGGCGGAAGUAGAUACCCAUGCCCCGCCCCACGCUACUGCGGGUCGGGUAAUACCGGCCCUAACGCGGGUCAGGUCGGGUAAUACCCGCGGGGCGGGUUGAAAUUGCCAUCACUAUGGGACAUUCCAAGUACCACAUUGGAAAUACAAGGAAGAAACACUUGUAUAUUAGUGUCCACCUAGCCCAAUUAGUACGAGGCCUUUUUGGGGAAACCGAGCCGUCCGAUUAGUACGAUAUUGUCCUCUUUGGGCCAAGGCCACACGGUUUAACUUUUGAGUUUCCUCCCCAAAGGGCCUCGUACUAAUUUGGUAGGUGGACUCUAAUAUACAAGGGUCCAUCCCUUGUAUUACUGGUGUGGUACUUGGAUUGUCCCCUAACAAUCCUCCCCUCAAGACAAGGACCACAAACAUCGUGUCCUCACCUCAGCGAUUAUCUUGAUCUGCUAGACACCUUUUAUCGAUGAGCUUCUCAGUACAAGGAUUUUCCCAAACGCGGAUCUCUCCUAGAUGCGCCAAACCAGAUGUGGAUCUCUCCUAAAUCCACCAAACCAGAUGCAGCCCAGAAGCGGAACUCUCUUUUAUCCGCCGGAACGCGGACCCAAAGCAGACAAUAUCGUACUAAUUGAGCACACCGGUUUGACAGUGGUUUUCAAGUAUGGCCAAUUCGAGCUUAUCUUCUCCCAAUCGCAGUAGGUGAAUGGUUGAAGUAUGAGAGUCGACUACCUUUCUACAAUGCCUAUGUUUGGCACGACUUUUAAAUGUACCAUUCGGGUUCAAAAGCUAAAGCAGAGCCAAACACCUCUAAAAGCUCGGCUUUUGAAAAGUCGAAAAACUUUUUGCAUAACAUAAAUGCAUAAUCUUCGAUUUGGAGUUUCGACGAGAAGAUGUUUUGAAAAUACAAGAUUAUCCUUACCAUAUUUUAAUUUAUUUCAGAAAAUAAUUUUCUUUCAUGUAUAUCAUUUUAAAAAUAAAAUCAUAUUAUUUAAUAUAAAAGAAGUCUUAUAAGAUCCAUUUUGACUACAUUUUAUUGUUUAAAAUUAUUAUUCAUAGUUUAUAUUAUAAGUCCUUAUAGUCAUUUUACACGACCUCUCAUAUUAAAAAACAUUUAUAAUAGUUUUUCAGCCAAACACUCAACAGUUUUUUUUAAUAGUAUUUCUCUAACAUACCGUUUGGUAUAAAUGAAUUCCAUAAGUUUUGAGGAAUUCAUUUUGAAAUGAAACAUUUUUGUGUUCGAUAUUUAACAGAAUUCAUUGAAAUUGGAACUAGUUAUAGCAAUUCCGAGGAAUUGAGAUGGAAUUUCCAAAUGAAUUCCACUAGUAUUUACCAAUUAUAACAAAAUGUUAUAAUUAUU